AUGAAGUUCUCCGGCGGAGACGCCGAGAUCCUGGGCGGUGGCGACACGCUGCUGCUGUCCGCGUGCGGCUGGGCUGGUGGGGCCGCGCCCGUCGUCGACCACUUCCUGCUCGACAACAAGCUGGACGCGGCGGCGGCGGGGGCGGGCUCCGAUCACGACGACUCGUCCGCCAAGGCGACCAUGGACGCCCUCGACAGCCUGCUGCAGGCGUCGCCGCCCUCGUCUGCCGGGGGCCAGCCGGGGGGCGCCACGUCCCCCGGCAGCUUCGCGGAGCUCAAGCCCCUGCCGCCCUUCACCGGUUACACGGGACACCUCAGCAUCAACGGCAUCUCGGGACACCACUUCCACGCAAUAGCUGCCGGGCCCUCCUCUCCCCAGAGCCCGCAGCUCCCCGAGGCGAACAACAACAACGCGCACGCCACCAACCACAACACGGCGACUAGUUUCAAGCAGCAGCACAGUUCCGGAGUGACGGGUGCGACGCUGUACUACACCGUGAGUACGACGGCCGACCAACCGGUCGUCUCAUCCUCGACGGCGUCCGUCGGGGGUGUGGUCAACAUCAAGGAGGAAUUCAUCGACUACUCGAGCCUGAUGGGUGGCCCGGAUAUCGAAGACAUCGCGGCGCUGAUCGGCUCUGCCAUCGCGGACACGACGGUGCCCAGUACCGUGGCGGAAGGGCUGGCCGCCACCCCCGACGACACUGCCGGCUCGCGGGAGAGCUGGAUGGAGUUCGACGCGUGGAUCGACACCGCCUGCUCCGGAGAAGCCAAGCCCGUCAUCUCGGCCGAGUCGCUGCAGGAGUUUGUGCAACAGCAGCAGCAACAGUCGCAGUUCGAAGGCAGCUCGGCGUUGCAGAGCCUGCUGAGCUGCCAGUACCAGUCGUCGGCGGCCAUGCUGCAGCACAUGCUCAAGAGGGACACGUCAGCUGCGGCCGCCUCUGUCGGUUACCAUAUGCCGCUCCUACAGAAUCGGUUGCAGAAUGGACCACCCAACGGCAGCGUCAAGGCGGAGACGUACCUGGAAGCGCCGUCGUCCAGCACCCAGUACCUGGCGCACACUACCACGGGCAGCCCGCCUGGCGUGGUGUCCACCACGGACACGGCACUGCUCAUCAACGGCAGCAGGUACGGUGGGGGCGGCGCAAUGGGGGUGGCGCGGCCCGCGCCGGGCCCGGGCUCCGCGUCGGCGGCGGCUGCGGCGGCGACGGCGCCGUCGCCCGACCUGCUGGUCAACGGCGGCAGCCUCGACAGCCUGGCGGGCGCCGUCUUCCCGCACACCACCACCGCCACCACGACGACGCCGGCGCCCUCCAAGAGCAAGAGCCGCAACCGGUCGCGCAGCAAGCAGCAGUGCGGCGUGGGCGCGCCCGGCGCCGCCGCCGCCGGCGUCGUCUACUCGGGCGACCCCGCGGCCGCCGCCGUGCUCGGCAAGGAGAAACCCGUUCACCGCUGCAGCAUCUGCAACCGCGGCUUCCUCAACAAGUCCAACAUCAAGGUGCACCUGCGGACGCACACGGGCGAGAAGCCCUUCAGGUGCGACGUCUGCGGCAAGGCGUUCCGCCAGAAGGCGCAUCUCAUCAAGCACCAGCAGAUCCACAAGCGCGUCGGCCGCGAUUGACAGCUCGGGGGCGUGGCCGGCGCGGACAGGCUGCUGGCGGCGCUGGUGGCGCGCCGCGCGGCAGAGGAGCGAACCUCCGUGCUCGCGAACCUAACACUCGGCCGCCGGCUCUAAAGCCAGUGUCGGCCAAACGCUGUGAUUCCCUGACACUCCGUAGAAAGUUACGCGGUUAUCUUCCCCGUCGAGACAAUCCUACCACUAGGUGACAACUCAUUAGAAACAAACGAACAGUGGCGUGAUUUGCCAGCCAGUGCUAAACUGUGGGGUUCGUCUCCAUCCCAAUUGACUGCAUCGCAAACAGAUCCGCGUGCAUCGUUGUGACGCAUAACUUUCUACCGUGUAAGUGUAAGAGCAGCCGAUCGAUCUCGUACGUGCGGAGAGCAGUACACUACGUAAAACGGAACAGAAGUAAAAAAGGUAUACUGUAGAUUUAAAUGUGUAAAUGGCUGUAAAUGCAAGGAAAUAAGUUUCUAUUUUGUGACAAGUCUC
Schistocerca serialis cubense is the source of this 2109-nucleotide messenger RNA. RefSeq names its product ichor (gene ich). Gene Ontology annotation, biological process: embryonic pattern specification; embryonic hindgut morphogenesis; embryo development. The coding region runs from base 1 to 1620 and encodes 539 amino acids. The transcript is spliced from 6 exons. NCBI's taxonomy places the organism in Eukaryota, Metazoa, Arthropoda, Insecta, Orthoptera, Acrididae. Gene Ontology annotation, cellular component: nucleus. Gene Ontology annotation, molecular function: DNA-binding transcription factor activity, RNA polymerase II-specific; RNA polymerase II transcription regulatory region sequence-specific DNA binding. The record is from RefSeq and is a predicted model, not a curated record.